Molecule: messenger RNA, 1020 nt
Organism: Heteronotia binoei (common prickly gecko)
Lineage: Eukaryota; Metazoa; Chordata; Lepidosauria; Squamata; Gekkonidae
Gene: FOSL1
Product: FOS like 1, AP-1 transcription factor subunit
Exons: 4
Coding region: 52-999 (315 amino acids)
Biological process (GO): regulation of transcription by RNA polymerase II
Cellular component (GO): nucleus
Molecular function (GO): RNA polymerase II cis-regulatory region sequence-specific DNA binding; DNA-binding transcription factor activity, RNA polymerase II-specific
Source: RefSeq, a predicted model, not a curated record
CUCUUGCUCCAGACCGCGGGAGUCAGUUGACUGGGCUGAGCCCGGGCAGAGAUGUUCAAGGAGUACGGAGUGGGAAGGCCACCCGAUCCCGGAGCUCCUCGGCCUCGCUUACAGAGCCCCGCACCCGCUUUACGCCCAGCGUCGCAACAGAAGUACUCAUCUGAUCUGGGGGCAGGACCCAGUAGCAGCAGUGGCUUGGUUCCGAGUCUCAACACUGUCACCACCAGCCACAAUCUCCAGUGGAUGGUCCAGCCCACACUGAUGGGUGCCUCCCCGGGAAUCCCUCCAUACCCGCGGCCCUAUCGCUGUUCACGCGACUUUGCCGCUUUGGCUGGAAUUCGACCUGGCGUGAUCCGCACUGCAGGCCCCAUCUUAACACCCCGGAGGCGGCAUUCGGAGCAUCUGACACCGGAAGAGGAGGAGCGCCGUCGAUUGCGGCGGGAGAGAAACAAGCUGGCAGCUGCCAAAUGUCGGAAUCGCCGGAAAGAGUUGACAGACUCCUUGCAAACAGAGACAGAUCAGCUGGAGUCGGAGCAGUCCACCCUGCGGAAGGAAAUAGCUGAGCUGCAGAAGCAAAAGGAGCGCCUGGAGCUGGUCCUGGAGGCCCACCGCCCCAUCUGCAAAGUCCCAGAGGAGUCCUCAGGGGAUGACGAAGAGGGGAGAAGCCGGCCAGCUGCCUUGGCCCCCCUCCCAGCCAAGUCAGAGUCCCUGCCGGGUCCCAGCGCCCCCCGACGAGCUGCACCGGUGCCCCCCUGCAUCACUUUGCCCCCUGCAGGUAUCCUGGAGCCAGAGGCUCUGCACACUCCCACCCUGAUUGCCACGCCUUCUCUCACCCCCUUCACCCCCAGUCUGGUCUUCACUUACCCCACUCCGGGGGACCCUAAUGUGCCUUCCAGUUCUGGCUUCUCUCAAGAGCCCUGUUCGUCUGCCCACCGGCGCAGCAGCAGUGGGGACCACUCCUCUGACUCGCUCAAUUCCCCAACCUUGUUGGCGCUCUGAGGGACUAGGCCGCCUCUCUCC